Messenger RNA from Salvia miltiorrhiza (redroot sage), 2192 nucleotides. RefSeq lists its product as uncharacterized. The transcript has 3 exons. The coding region runs from base 277 to 2070 and encodes 597 amino acids. The record is from RefSeq and is a predicted model, not a curated record. Lineage: Eukaryota; Viridiplantae; Streptophyta; Magnoliopsida; Lamiales; Lamiaceae.
GAUGUUGAACCACACAGUCGCCACAGAGUUCGCAAUUCAUCAAGGAUUCAAGUGGAAGAGAGGAAAGACGAACAUAUUAUUCCUACUAGGAUUGUUGUUUUGAAGCCAAACCUUGGGAAAAUUCAGAAUGCUGGCACAUCUUUAUCAUCACCAGAUCUUUCACACAAUUAUCAACCUGGCUUCAAGAAAAUCAAGGAAUAUACAAAUGUUGGUAGUGCUGCAACAGUGUUACGAAGAAGGAAAGACUCAUCUCAUAAUGCAGGAUUAUCAAAGUCCAUGUCAAAAGAAGCUAGAGAAAUAGCCAGGGAAAUUACGAUGAGAAUGAGAGAUGGCUGUGAUGAGACCACAGAUGCAAAAUCUACUGCAUACAGAGGAUAUGUGGGAGAUGAGAGCUCAUACGAUGCUAAUGAAAGUGAUUCUGAUAGUGAGUCUGAGGUGUUCAGAUUAUCUGCUAGAAGGUCCUUCGACGAUAGUAGCAUGUGCAGAUAUCCAUCUUCUCAUUUAGGCGAAUCGCCUGUAAAUACGGAAGCAAAGAAGCGACUAUCUGAGAGAUGGAAGAUGACUCACAAAUAUCAGGAUUUGGAAAUGAUUAAUAGGGGCAGCACAUUAGGAGAAAUGCUUGCCUUGCCCAAUAAGGAAACUAGGCCCUGCCAGUCAAAUGUUAAGAUGAGUCCUGGCCGACCAAGUAAAGAACUUGGUAGUAAUGGAACUGCUAUUUUGGAUGUUCCUUUAGGUAUCAGCAGUAGGGAUGGAUGGAAGGAUGAAAUACGCAGAAACUCCUCUAGGUCGAGGUCGCUUCCUCCACCCACUGGUGGGAGAGGAAGAAGCCACAGAAGAAACCCCAAUAAUAAUAAGUUGGCUGAAGACAAAAGCAUGAUGCGUAGUGAUUCUGUACAUCGUUGUAGAAGUAAGGUUGUAAAGGGAAAUCUAAGUCACAGAGAAAAUUAUUUAGCUAAAGAUUCAAAGUCCAGGAGCAAGACGUCUCAUCCCUGUCAACACAUAUUUGCUAAUGAGAUAGACUCUUCGUCGGGAGCCAAUUUUGAGAUUCAGAUGGAACCAAACACCAAGGACUUAUCUGAACAGCAGCCCAUUUUUCCAAUGGCUGAAAAGGCUGACAAUUGUGAAGUCACUGUGGUUGAUGUAAUGAUGAUUUCAGAUCCUGGAAGCACAAAUAUGUCUUCUGAAUCUUCCGAGAUUCUUCCAGAGCAGUCACAUUCAACCAUAGCAAGUGACAAAGUUGCUGAUCAUAACCAAGAGGGUUCUAGUCUCCAGGAGCUGUACAAGGAAUCGCCUAAUCAAGGAUCUCCUCACUUGCAGAGCCUUAGAGCUGAGCCAGAAUCUUCUGAAAGCUCCAAGGAAGCCGACCAUCCUAGUCCAAUUUCAGUCCUUCCUAGUCCAAUUUCAGUCCUUGAUGUUCCUUGUAGCGAAGAUACGCCAUCUUCUGAAAGUUUUGAGAGAGUCAGUGCUGAACUUCAUGAACUGCGAAUGCAACUGAAACUCCUCAAGUUGGAGUCAGGCACAUAUGCUGAGACAUCGGCACUUGUUCCCAUCGAGGAAGAAGAAGCGCAACUAUCUCCGGUACUUUCUGAAGGAGACCAUGUCUUAGCAGCUGACAACUGGAGGACUUGUUAUGCUCUUGAUGUGCUGAUCGAGUCUGGUCUUGAGGAAUCCUACUUUCACAUGUUGAGGACAUCGUGGCACUCCUCAAAUAGACCGUUGGACCCCAAGUUGUUCGACAAGUUGGAGAAGAAAUACAAUGAUGAGACAAGCGGAUUGAGGUCGGAAAGAAGGUUGCUCUUCGACAAAAUAAAUGCAGCAGUGGUGGAGAUUUUCCAGCAGCGCGUGAAUGUGUGCCCCUGGGUGAUGCCAAAAGUGUUGGGGUCGAAUCUGCAAUGGCAGGGGGUUCAAGAUGAUCUUGAGAGAUUGAUCAACCAAGACUACGGCAGCGGUGAUGGAGAACUAGAUAGAGAGAUGCUGUGGUCAGAAUCUAGAGCAGAAAUCGAGGUAUUAGGUAAUGAAAUCGAGGGAUUGUUGAUAGAUGAGAUGAUAAUUGAGGUUAUAUGUAACUAAUGCGUAGCUUUUCAACUGAACUGGAAUAGGAUAGUUGGUAACAUAGGUAGAUGAAAAGCUUGGGGGUACAAGAAUUGAGAAUAAAUCUCAAAUUUAAUCUGAAGUUACAAGUGAUUAAGCAA